GUUUGUGCUCGUCGUGCUGUCAGUCGCACAAAAGUGUACUGUCAUUCUCGCCAGGACGGAAAACGCUAGCAGACUGUAAACAGUUAACCUCGUAAAAUUCCACUGUUUUCUUCGGAAGCUCCAAGAUGUCCAUCCUAGCCUACAAUGGAGGUUGUGUCGUAGCAAUGAAAGGUAAGAACUGCGUCGCUAUCGCCACGGACCACCGUUUCGGUGUGCAAGCUCAAACCAUUGCCACAGACUUUGAGAAGGUUUUCGAAAUCAAUCCACACAUGUACCUCGGCCUGGUUGGAUUACAGACAGACAUUUUGACUGUCUACCAGCGAUUACUGUUCCGCAAAAACCUUUACGAAGUACGUGAAAACCGGCAACUGACUCCGGAACGAUUUGCCGCGAUGCUGUCAAACUUCCUGUACGAAAAACGUUUUGGGCCGUACUUUAUUGAGCCGGUCAUCGCUGGAUUGGAUCCGAAAACAUUUGAACCUUUCAUCUGCAACAUGGACCUGAUCGGAUGCCCGAAUCAACCGAACGAUUUCGUGGUGGCCGGUACUUGUGCCGAGCAACUGUACGGUAUGUGCGAAACAUUGUGGAAACCAGAUCUCGAACCCGACAAUUUGUUCGAGGUCAUCUCCCAGGCACUGAUGAAUGCAUUCGAUCGGGAUGCCAUCUCCGGUUGGGGUGCAACGGUAUAUAUAGUUGAAAAGGAGAAGCUGACGGUGAAGAAACUGAAGACUCGUAUGGAUUAAGGAACGGGUCCUAGCGGCGUUUGUUUAAGGCUGAUAGCUGUCCAAGUGAACGUGGGUUAUGAGGUUGGAACAAUUUUUGUAUUAUCAAAUCGAAAUUGUUUAAAAUAAACUAUUAUAAGAA
Malaya genurostris is the source of this 864-nucleotide messenger RNA. It is a transcript of the gene Prosbeta3, whose product is annotated as proteasome subunit beta type-3. The record is from RefSeq and is a predicted model, not a curated record. Gene Ontology annotation, biological process: proteasome-mediated ubiquitin-dependent protein catabolic process. The coding region runs from base 126 to 743 and encodes 205 amino acids. The transcript is spliced from 2 exons. Gene Ontology annotation, cellular component: proteasome core complex, beta-subunit complex; proteasome core complex. Lineage: Eukaryota; Metazoa; Arthropoda; Insecta; Diptera; Culicidae.